CAUGGGCUUCAUGAGAUCUGUCGCUCAGACGAGCUGUAACGGGACGAGCUGAGGCGCGUAAUCCGUCCGCUUCACAUGCAAACACAAGAAACCGCUCAAACUCACAGUUUCAUCUUACUAACAACAACGUCAACCGCAGGCAAUCAUGAAUAUUGACGUGCCUGUUAUUUUGUCCGCACUUUUCUUUACGAUCAUUGCCAUUAUAGUUGCAUCGACGCUCCUGGCGAAGAAACCGGCGCAAAAAAAAGAUCAGAAACAGAAACAACACGAGGAGAGAUCAGAGCGGGUUUCUGCGUAUCAGCAGCCCAGAGAGGAGCGACCUUCCCCGGCUCCGGCUCCUGCUGCUGCUGCUGCCCCCGUACAGGAGCUGGUUAUUGAAAAGAAAAGGGAAGAGCCCGUUCCAGUCGCUCCUGUUGUAGAAGCUGAAGUCAUCGCGGUGCAACAAACACCUGUACAGGCAGAGAUUAAGGCUGAGGAGAAGGCAGCUGUUGAGCCGAAAAACGAAGAGCCCGCUGCCGUCGCCCCUGUGAUUGAGGAAGUUGGUGUUGUAGAGGAACAGCCUGCAGUUGAACCUGAGGUUAUCCCUGUGCAAGAAACACCUGUCCAGGCAGCUCCAGAGCCCGAGCCUGUAUCCAAAGCAGCCGUAGAAUCCGCACCCGUGGAAGAGCCCGUCCCAGUGCAAGAGCCAGUGCCUGAGCAGGCUCCCACCAAGUCACCAGAACCACUGGCUGCCCCAGUAGAAGAGCCAGUGAAGGAGUCUGUCCCAGAACCAGUGCCUGAACCUGUCCCAGAGGUGCCCAUCCCUGAACCCAGCCCCGAACCAAUAUCAGUGCCUGCCCCAGAAAAACCGUCUGCACUCAGCUCAAAACCUGUUUCUGUGCCAACCCCUGAACCAGCGCCCGUCCCAGAGCCACCAUCCGCCCCCGAAGCAGCAUCUGUGCCCGUCCCCGAGAGCUCACCCGCGGCCGAAUCCCUUCCAGAGGUCCUAGAGAAUAAUGAUGUUGCCGCCGCUUUAGUGGCAGACGAGGCCGAGGCCGGUGACAAGAGGACCGCCAAGUUUGAGAAGAGAAUGACCAAUGAAGAGAUGGAAGAGGAGCAAAGAGUUGCUGAGUGAGCAGAAGUCAAAUCGUGUGGAAAAGUGUGUCCCCUAAAAAUGAAUCUCGAGGACCUUUGUGGAGUGACUUCUUCUUCGUUUGACUGUCUCUGAAAUGUGUUGUGAUGGAAACUGGGUUUUUCUUCUGUUUUCUGUACAGGCUACUUUGCAUUUCUGCCUGUGAAUAGCAAGCUUCUUAAAGCAAAACACCAAAGAACAUUAACAUUUGAAUAUUGUAUGUUCCUGCUCUUCUGAAAUACCAUCACGCCCUCUUGUGGACACACACACACACACACCGCUAUGACGAUCACAGGCUGAUGGGAAAUGUGCUCACACUGCAGAGUCACACAUCUGUGUAAUGAAAUGCAGAAUAUAGAUUUUUCUGUUGUUGGUAAUGUUAAAUAAUAAUAAUAAUAGGUGAAUCUCAAAAUCAUUUUACUGUCCAGGAGACAUUUCACCCCA
Molecule: messenger RNA, 1555 nt
Organism: Rhinichthys klamathensis goyatoka
Lineage: Eukaryota; Metazoa; Chordata; Actinopteri; Cypriniformes; Leuciscidae
Product: FILIA-N KH-like domain-containing protein
Exons: 5
Coding region: 146-1114 (322 amino acids)
Source: RefSeq, a predicted model, not a curated record